Messenger RNA from Syngnathoides biaculeatus (alligator pipefish), 2776 nucleotides. Its product is annotated as gastrula zinc finger protein XlCGF52.1-like. The transcript is spliced from 2 exons. Gene Ontology annotation, molecular function: DNA-binding transcription factor activity; RNA polymerase II cis-regulatory region sequence-specific DNA binding. Bases 401 to 1429 code for a protein of 342 amino acids. Gene Ontology annotation, biological process: regulation of transcription by RNA polymerase II. NCBI's taxonomy places the organism in Eukaryota, Metazoa, Chordata, Actinopteri, Syngnathiformes, Syngnathidae. The record is from RefSeq and is a predicted model, not a curated record.
UCGAGCCACACACGCCUCACUAAAUAAACCAAAAUAAAAUUCGUGCGGGAGGGUCCCGAAGCCUCGACUUAGUACGCCCAUUAGUCCAUUACGCAAGUUAUCCAACAUUCAUGAAGUCUCCGUUUCCAGAUCAACUCGUGCUAGUUGAAGCCUCUCGAAUUAGCACAGCUCAGCUUGCUAGCGGCAGACGACGCGACGCGUUUGUCAGCAAGUCGUCGCUCAGCGGAGAUCAAGUGCGAGUUUUCACAAGUCUCGUGGCUCUCCUGUGAAGGGUUAGGAGGGAUUUUCUGGAACCAAAGAGGAAAACGAGCGACGAAGUCCGUUCCUGGAUCCAGUUUUCAACAAGCAGGCAGCGACCAUCUUCACACCCCCGAGCAGCGGAAACCGGAGCGCCCGACUAAUGGAAAAAGAAGAGGAGCCCCUGCGCCCACUCAUUAAAGAGGAAGAACAAGCAUGCGACAUCACCAAGGUUCAAUUGACUUGCUUCAUUGUGAAAAGUGAACAAGCUGAUGGAGACCCCCGUGGAGGAGUCCAAUCAGACGGUCUCUCGGCUCCACUCGCGGAAAGUGACAACUUCGUGGCCCACUCUCGGGACACCGAUGAUGAGGGCGAUAUGACAUGUCACACGGACACCAAAUGCGUGAAAUGUUCCGAGUGUGGCAAAACCUUUUACAACAAGUCGUUGUUAAAAAUACACACAAGAAUACACACUGGAGAAAAACCUUUUCCUUGCUUAGUUUGUGGUAAAAGGUUCUCACGAAAGGAAAAUUUGAACAUCCACACAAGAACACACACGGGAGAAAAACCUUUUGUCUGUUCGGACUGUGGUAAGACAUUUUCUGUGAAGACAAGUUUAACAACGCACGCAAGAACGCACACUGGCGAGAAACCUUUUUCCUGCACUGUUUGUGGGAAAAGAUUCGCUCAAAGAUGCACUUUGACGGCGCACGCAAGGACACACACUGGGGAAAAACCUUACGCCUGUUCAGUUUGUGAUAAAAGAUUCUCCAAAAAUACAAAUUUAACAGCACACAGUAGAACGCACAGCGGUGGGAAACCUUUUGCUUGCUCAGUUUGCGGGAAAAGCUUCUCUUUAAAGACCAACUUAAUCAUGCACACAAGAACACACACUGGAGAAAAACCUUUUGCCUGUUCAGUUUGUGAUAAAAGAUUCUCGAGAGAGGGAGGUUUAAGGAUACACAAAAGAACACAUGCUGGAGAGAAACCUUAUGUGUGCUCAGUUUGUGGGAAAAGAUUCUCUCGAAAAGGGGCUGUAAGAAUACACAAAAGAACACACACUGGUGAGAAACCGUAUGUCUGCUCACUGUGCGGCUUCAGUUUUAUCAAUCCUUCAGGACUAGCUAAACACACAAAAGUACAUUCCGGAAACCGUAUUCCUGUUCGGCUUGUAGGAAAACAUUCUCUGUGAAGCCAAAUAAAUGUGCACAAGCACACACUGAAAAAUUGACCUUUCCGAUGGCGACCUCAAGCUCCGCCCCCUUAGCUACGUCCCACAAGCUUUCAAAAUGGCGAUUGAACAUAACAUGUUUGAAGUGGAUUCUCUAUCGCGUAUUCCAGAUAAUAUUGGGGUAUGUUUUUUUGCCAAAUGCGUCAGACUUGUCCAAGAGAGUUCUACAGAAAGGUUCUCAACUAUUUCACCCAAGGAUAUGUACACGGAAUUAAGAUUAUGGACGGAGCGGGACACAAUCUCAGAGUUACAGCGAAACGUUGACGAUCGGUGCAAAAAAAGUUGGACGCCUCACAAACUUCAUAUUGAAAUCCAACAGGAUCAAAUAGUGGAAGCGUACUGCGAUUGUAAAGCAGGGUGUGUACUUUUUACUUGGAAAGAUCAGGAGUAAUAUCAUUGUAGUCUUUACAAGUGAGUGGGUGGAUUCAUUUGACUUGGCUCGUAAUGGAACCCAGUCCUCGGUCUUAAAAGUCCGAUGUGAUCCUAAUAGGCAAAUAGACAUUUGUCUUGCAUGACACGGCGCAUUUACGUAUCCCUAACCCGACUCUUCGGCAUAAAAUGUGACACACUUCAUUCAGCAGGUCAGUGAUAUGCUAACAAAGUGAAAGUUGUUCUCCUGCAAUGUGUAAAGCACUGAUAAUAAUUCAAUCAAACUCCGAGAAGGUACUUCUCCCUCACUUACAGUACUUUCGAACAUACGGCUUUGUGUUUGUUGAUAUUGUCCACAUUUAGUUGUACGUCCGGUCUUCCGCAAGCUUGAAUCCAUCGUAGACUCUUGGUCAACUGGGUUUUAGGCUCUGGAAAAUGAAUCAACCGGGCCCCUUGAAACCUAGCAGCAUCUCCGUCAUCAGCAUUGCACAUUCCCCAAGCGCACCUGAGGACCAUUUUCUUCACAACAUGAACUUUUCCAAGCGCACACUAUUGACAACCAGUAUUGCUUGUGGGACAAUACGGCGAGAGGGGCGUGUCAAGACAAUGCGGCUAUCUGAUUGGCUAUUAUCGUACGAGUGAUUGACAGGUCGGAAAGGUCCAUUAUGGCAAAAUGUGGUUUUGUAAAGGGAAAAUAUUACAACAGAACAGUACAUUUGAGAAGUGUUAUCAAGCCAAAACAUUACAUAUACACAAACCCACCCUGAACCUUAUCAAUCACCGAGCAGUGGACUUAGAGAGAUGUUUUUGUGACAUUUUUUCUUUAUCUCAAUAUAAAAUAUUUGACUUGGCUCAAUAAAGGUUGGUCAACACUGAUGUAGACAGUGACUGUAUUUUUCCUUUUCACUUCCAGGGUCAUAAUUCACAAAGACGUUUUGC